AUGAGGACCAGCUUAGCUAUGGCAGCUACUACGCUGCUCGGAUCCGCUUCAGCUGGCAUCCAUCGCAUGAAGCUUCAGAAGAUACCAUUCGAACAGCAGCUUAAAAAUGCGAACAUUGGUGAUCUUGCCGGAGCUCUUGCUCACAAAUACGGCCCCCAGAAGAUCAUGGGUCAGCCAUCGGAGGAUAUAUUUCAUCAUACUUCUAUCGACGCCGAUAAAGGCCACACGGUCCCGGUUGAGAACUUCUUAAAUGCUCAAUAUUUCAGCACCAUCGCUUUGGGCUCGCCAGCUCAAGAAUUCAACGUUAUCCUCGACACCGGCAGUUCAAAUCUUUGGGUUCCCGGCUCGGAAUGUGGUUCCAUCGCCUGUUACCUGCACACCACGUACAACGCCGAGGACUCUUCGACCUACAGAAAGAACGGGUCUGAGUUCGCGAUUCGAUACGGUUCUGGCAGCGUCAAAGGGUACAUCUCACAAGACACCCUGCGAAUUGGCGAUCUCGAGAUCAAGAAGCAAGAUUUUGGUGAAGCGACAGAAGAGCCUGGCCUGGCCUUCGCUUUUGGCCGCUUUGACGGUAUCCUUGGGCUAGGCUAUGACACCAUAGCUGUCAAUCACGUUACUCCCCCAUUCUACAACAUGCUUGAUCAAGGUCUUCUUGAUGAGCCUGUGUUCGCCUUCUAUAUCGGUGGUGAUGGCGAACAAUCUGAAGCAAUCUUCGGAGGUAUCGACAAGGACCAUUAUACCGGUAAGAUGGUGAAGAUUCCGCUACGCCGCAAGGCAUAUUGGGAGGUUGAUCUCGAUGCUAUUACCUUUGGCUCAGAAACAGCUGAAUUCGAUAACACUGGUGUGAUUCUUGACACCGGCACUUCCUUGAUUGCUCUUCCAUCAACCCUUGCAGAGCUUAUCAACAAGCAAAUUGGUGCGAAGAAGAGUUUCAAUGGCGCGUACACGGUGGACUGCAGCAAGAGGACCUCCGCACCAGACAUGACUUUCAAUCUAUCUGGCUACAACUUCACCAUCAGUGCUGCGGAUUACAUCAUCGAAUCCGGAGGUAGCUGUCUGAGUGGCUUCAUUGGUCUUGACAUCCCUGAGCCUGCCGGACCAUUGGUUAUUCUCGGUGACGUAUUUUUGCGAAGAUACUACAGUGUCUAUGAUCUGGGCAACAAUGCGGUUGGCUUGGCUGCGGCUGCUUAG
Endocarpon pusillum Z07020 is the source of this 1194-nucleotide messenger RNA. Its product is annotated as Vacuolar protease A. The transcript has 3 exons. Gene Ontology annotation, cellular component: fungal-type vacuole. Gene Ontology annotation, biological process: proteolysis. The record is from RefSeq and is a predicted model, not a curated record. The coding region runs from base 1 to 1194 and encodes 397 amino acids. Gene Ontology annotation, molecular function: aspartic-type endopeptidase activity. NCBI's taxonomy places the organism in Eukaryota, Fungi, Ascomycota, Eurotiomycetes, Verrucariales, Verrucariaceae.